Fonticula alba is the source of this 1701-nucleotide messenger RNA. RefSeq lists its product as hypothetical. Gene Ontology annotation, molecular function: oxidoreductase activity, acting on the CH-CH group of donors, NAD or NADP as acceptor. Gene Ontology annotation, biological process: sterol biosynthetic process. The transcript is spliced from 6 exons. Lineage: Eukaryota; Rotosphaerida; Fonticulaceae. The record is from RefSeq and is a predicted model, not a curated record. The coding region runs from base 108 to 1559 and encodes 483 amino acids. Gene Ontology annotation, cellular component: endoplasmic reticulum membrane.
CCCGUCGUCCCCCCGCCCCGGGCCCCUCAGUUCACCCAUGCCGCCUCGCACGCCGAAGGGGGGCAUAUAAGAGAUCCGUCGGCUGGCCGGCCUCCGAACCGGUGCCAAUGCAUCCCCGAGAGAAUCGUCGCCCCCCCGCCUGCCUCCUCGCUUCUUCUCUCCCCCCCCCCCCCUGCAGAGCACCAGCCAUGUCGCAGGCUCGCCAGCGCAGCGCCCCCAUCUCCGCGGGGGCCGCCACCAAGCCCGCCGCCAAGCCCACCACCAAGGUUGCCCAGCGCACGGUCCCCAACGACUUCGGCGGCCCGAUCGGCACCGGCUCGCUGAUUGUCCUUCUGCCGGUCAUCGUGGCCUCGCUCUACCUCUUCUGCAAUGAGGAGGUCGGCUGCUCGAUGUUCCCCACCGGCGGCCUGUCCGCCCUUUCGGCUGCCGCGCGCACCUCCAUCGACUCGUUCAUGGCCAAGGCCAGCUGGGAGAGCUUCGGCACCGCCUGGGCGAUCAUCCUCGGCUGGUUCGGCUUCCAUGUCCUCCUGCACUACGUCCUCCCCGGGCCCGUGCGCAAGGGCAUCAUCAAUGACGAUGGCUCGCAGCUGUCCUACCGCAUGAACGGCAUGGCCGAGUUCUUUGUCUCCAUCGGCGCCGUGCUGGCCGCCCACUAUGUCGGCAUCUUCGACCUGACCUACCUGUACCGCGAGUUCGCCAUGCUGGCCGUGGUGGCCGGCAUCUUCGCCUUCCUGCUGGCCAUCUACUCUUACGUCUACAGCGUGUCGGUUGACUGCCUGAAGUCCCACAAUGGCAACUCCGGUGUCUUCAUCUACGACUUCUUCAUGGGCCACGCCCUGACCCCCCGGCUGUUCGGCCUGGACAUCAAGUUCUUCUGCGAGCAGCGCCCUGGCCUGAUCGGCUGGGUGGUGCUGGACAUUGCUUGCCUGCUGCAGCAGUACCGCACUUUCGGCGCCGUCACCCCCGGCAUGGCCCUGGUCACCUUCCUGCACGGCUUCUACGUCUUCGACACCUUCCUCUUCGAGGAGGCCGUCCUCACCACCGUUGACAUCACCACCGAUGGCUUCGGCUUCAUGCUGUCCUUCGGCGAUCUCUGCUGGGUGCCCUUCACCUAUUCGCUGCAGGCCCGCUUCCUGGCCUUCGCCCCCGAGAGCCUGUCCAACAUCUACUACCUGGUGUGCCUGGUGGUCGGUGUGGCUGGGUACCUGAUCUUCCGCUUCUCCAACCUGGAGAAGCACUACUUCCGCCACCACCCGGAUCACCCCCGGUCGAAGGCCCUCAAGUUCAUGCCCACCAAGAGCGGCAGCCGCCUGAUCAUCUCCGGCUGGUGGGGCAUCGCCCGGCACAUCAACUACUUCGGCGAUUGGGUCCUCGGCCUGGCCCAGUGCAUGGCCACCGGCUACACCCACAUCAUCCCCUACUUCUUCGCCUUCUACUUUGCCGGUCUCCUGCUCCACCGCGAGCGCCGCGACGAGGCCAAGUGCAGCGCCAAGUACACCGACGACUGGGACCGCUACUGCAAGCUGGUCCCCUCGCGCAUCAUCCCCGGCAUCUACUAGACGCCGUCCGGGACCACCCCACCUUGUGCACCCGGUGUGCCCCAUGUACCUGGCACAUUUGGUAUGGGCUCCUCCCCCGGCCCCCUGGCGGCCACUGCAUGUGCAUAUGUGCAUGUGUAUGUGCGUGCGUGCGUGCGUGCGU